AUGGACACCUCGACCCCGAGACACUCGGAUCACUUCCAUAGGACAGUGCCAGAUCCCAUUCCUUCGUCCUCUCCUGCAUUUGGCACGCCAGCACGUCCAUUUCGCACCACUAGGCCCAAUGCCCCUCCCCCGAAAACUUCAAUUUUGCCGAUCCUGCUUCCACCGUCGACGCUUCGACCAGUGGCCUUUCGCACCUUCACCCGCAAGCACAACCUGACCAUCUCGUCCCCAGCCCUUCAAACCUUAGCGGUUUUUGUUGGCAAGCAUUGUGGUUCAGGAUGGCGCGAAGAAGGUUUAGCAGAGCGUGUCCUGGACGAGGUUGCGAAGAUUUGGAAGAGGGCCGGGGGUGGUGUGAUCGUCGAAGAAGGGAAAGGCGCGUCACUGAGAGCCAUACUGCAGACCCUAGAAGGUAGCAUGAGCGGCGGCAGGGUUGUCGCCGGGAAAGCCAGCGCGGACGGAUCGGGGAGGGCAUCGAGUCUCGGGGAUGAUGGGCGAAUGAACACAAUCAAUGAGGGGUCUCUUGCAACGAGACCCGGGGAUGCCGAGGAGGACGACUCUCAUAAAUCCCUUUGGCCGCGGCAUUGGCUCAAAGCGAUUGACGCAUUUGACCUCCCUCGUCUGACUUACAAUAUCGAAAAGAAAUAUUUCGAGGCUAUCAAGGCUAAACCCACCCUGUUCCCACCGCCGUCUCACAAGACCGCGCUUUUCAGAGAUCGGUAUAACCUUGUGUACCAGCGACUUCUUCGCAAUGAGUCUUUCCAGAGCUCUCUGGGUGUUGCCGGGGUUCCCUCGCUGCAACGAUCAGCAUCGAACCUCGCCCCUCGGCAAUCUUACAAGUUAACGCCAAUCGCGAAUUUGCUUGGCAGAAGCGGCAGUUCACAUAUGCUCCUAGGACUGCUGUCGAUCUCCCCUACUGGGGAUCUAUCUCUUGUGGAUCUUACUGGAAGUGUGGCCUUGGACCUGACUCACACACGAAUGAUACCUGAAGACGGCGCGUGGUUUUCCCCGGGAAUGAUUGUCCUGGUUGAUGGCGUCUACGAAGAGGAGGAAAUGGUCAAAGGAGGCGUUCUUGGAGGGAACACAGGGGUUGGAGGAGCUAUAGGAGGGCAUUUUGUCGGGAUAUCCAUUUGCGGACCUCCCAGUGAGCGAAGAGAUCUCUCCCUGGGAACAGGCCCCCAAGGAAGUGGGGAACUGAAUUCUAGCGGUGGCUUUGGAUGGGUCGAUUUUCUCGGAAUUGGGAGCGAACGAGCCCAAGGAGCGCGAAUGAGAAGGAUCCAGGAGAAAUGUCUGCGAGCCGAGCUGGAUGCGACGGAGACUACGCGGCUCAAGAUUGCGGUGAUGAGCGAGGUCAACCUCGACAACAUGGGCACUUUAGACGCCCUGCGGAAGGUUUUCAGCAUCUACAAUGACCUGUCCAUCCUCGAACGACCACAAGUCUUUGUCUUGAUCGGCAACUUUGUGCGGCGAGCCAGCAUCAGUGGCGGUGGCCGAGCUGGGAGUAUUGAGUACAAGGAAUAUUUCGACUCGCUUGCGCUGGCCCUGUCUGACUACCCAGCGUUGUUGCAACAUGCGACUUUUGUCUUCGUUCCCGGCGAUAAUGAUCCCUGGGCGUCGGCAUUUUCGGCCGGCGCUGCUUCCACAGUUCCGCGGCAGCCGAUCCCAGAGUUGUUCACUUCACGCGUCAGACGUGCCUUCGCCGCGGCAAACUCGGAGCUUGACCGAUCACAGGCGUCAGAUCCGCCCGGCGAGGCGAUUUGGACAUCGAACCCGGCGCGUCUCGCAUGGUUUGGCCCCGUGCAUGAUAUUGCUAUCUUUCGCGAUGACAUCUCGGGAAGACUGAGACGCAGCGCUGUCAACACCAAGCCCGACGACGAGGAGCGGGAGGGGGAGGAGGCGGAGGAUACUACCAUGCAUGAGGCUUUGGACGGUGCUAUGGGGGACAUGGAGGAUCACACAGAUAUGGCCCAGCAAAAGGGUACCAACCUUGGCGCUCCAUCACCAGGGGCAUUCGUGGCUCGCAAACUCGUCAAGACCGUUUUGGACCAAGGGACUGUCUCCCCGUUCCUACUCACGCAGCGGCCUGUCCUGUGGGAUCACGGGUCCGCUCUCCAAUUGUACCCGUUACCUACGGCCCUCAUCCUCGCGGACCCCGAGGUUGCAGCUUUCUGCAUGACCUAUGAAGGUUGCCACGUCAUGAACCCUGGUCGUUUAAUCCCAGAGGGCGAUGUCCCGACGGUGCGAUGGGUCGAGUACGAUGUGUUGCGGAAUCGAGGCAGAGUGAAAGAAGAGCGUUAUUGA
Molecule: messenger RNA, 2298 nt
Organism: Penicillium alfredii
Lineage: Eukaryota; Fungi; Ascomycota; Eurotiomycetes; Eurotiales; Aspergillaceae
Product: DNA polymerase epsilon noncatalytic subunit
Exons: 1
Coding region: 1-2298 (765 amino acids)
Biological process (GO): DNA-templated DNA replication; error-prone translesion synthesis
Cellular component (GO): epsilon DNA polymerase complex
Molecular function (GO): DNA binding
Source: RefSeq, a predicted model, not a curated record